CGGGUUGAAGACGGAAUAAGCGCUGAGUUCUCCGGGCUGACGAGGCGCGGGACUCCGGAGCCCUUCGUACAGCCAGUAGAAGAGCGAGACGACGAAGAAGGGGAGCCCGAACUCCAGCUCAGCAAAGAGCCCGAGGAGGACCAGCCAGAGCAGGAGCUUGAGCGCGAACAGGUGGGAGGUGAGGCGGUGUUGGGAGGCGAGCCACCGACCCGGAGCGCUGUCCAGCAGCCAGUCGCUGCCAUCCUGCGGAGGCAGAGCGGUCACACUGGAUAUUCUGACACGUGAUCCGCUCAACUGACACCCAUAUAAACUUCCCUGAAACAGCUGGACCGCACCUGACGUCGAGGGUCGUCAGCAGCAGCAGCAGCAGCAGAGCGGCUGCUCUCGGACGUCGCUUCCGCCUGUCCACUCUCAGUAACUUCACUUUCCGGCUGUGGCUCACCGCUCGGCUCCUUCUUCAGGACGUCCUCCGCCCGUCGUCGCUCUCUGAACUCCGCCAACUUCUUCUCCAUCGUCGCGCAAGUGGCCAGACGGCGAGGUGAAACCGCCAGUUUCACUUCACCGCCGAACACGCAUUUGUUUACAAGUCCACGCAGCUGCCGUAAGUGACGUCGCGACGCUCUGCCGUAAACGGUGUCGCGAACUUCCUGCCCAACAGAUUCGUGGCUGGCUCGACAGCGGCUAACCGACUGCUUGUUUUCCUCGCGCCGAGAUUCCAGCGGUACCCACAGCUCUCCAGCAGCCCGUGUGUGCGCGGCGGACAUGGCCUCGGCUCCUGCGCAGCAGCCCACGCUCACGGUGGAGCAGACCCGAGUGGUGCUGAGCGAGGUGAUCCAGGCCUUUGCUGCGCCGGAGAACGCGGCGAGGAUGGAGGAGGCCCGGGAGGGCGCCUGCAACGACAUGGGCAAGAUGCUGCAGCUGGUGCUGCCGGUGGCCACGCAGAUCCAGCAGGAGGUCAUCAAGGCCUACGGCUUCAACAACGAGGGCGAGGGGGUCCUCAAGUUCGCCCGCUUGGUGAAAAUGUACGAAACUCAGGAUCCGGAAAUCGCCGCCAUGUCAGCCAAACUCAAGGCCCUGCUCCUGCCGCCGCUCUCCACGCCACCUAUGGGAGGCGCCAUUCCCGCUUCCUAGAAACACCUGGCAACACUUCCAGCCACACGACCUAUGAAAUUCCAUAAGUUAUUGUUUGUCAGUAUUUAUUUCCUUGUUUUUCUUUUAUACAUUUUUUAACUUUUAAUGUGGAAUAAGAUGUUUUGAGAAUAAAGAACGUAAAGAGCGAA
Synchiropus splendidus (mandarinfish) is the source of this 1280-nucleotide messenger RNA. It is a transcript of the gene grcc10, whose product is annotated as gene rich cluster, C10 gene. The record is from RefSeq and is a predicted model, not a curated record. Bases 763 to 1131 code for a protein of 122 amino acids. The transcript is spliced from 4 exons. Gene Ontology annotation, biological process: post-embryonic development. NCBI's taxonomy places the organism in Eukaryota, Metazoa, Chordata, Actinopteri, Syngnathiformes, Callionymidae.